CUAAGAUGGCGGCGGCCGACACGGCCGGCGGGCAGGCAAUAGAAAAGCAGCUGAAGAUUUGUGGCUAUAAGAGCAAUGUGGAUGUCGUGGCACUGUAUCUGGCUAGACAAGGACUGAGAAGUAUCCCAAGUCUAUCCCAGUUUCGCAGAUUAAGGUAUUUGUGGAUUAACAACAAUAAGAUCCAAGAUUUAACCUUCUUGAUCAAAAACUAUUACUUGACUGAACUCUAUCUCAACAAUAAUGAGCUGACAGAUAUAUCAGGUGCUCUGAAACACCUAUGUUCCUUGCAGAUUCUGUUUCUUCACAACAACGAGUUAAGAAAACUUGGCAAAACAGUGAAGGAAUUGAAAGGAAUGAUAAGCUUGCAGACUCUAAACCUAUUCCAUAACCCUCUGGAAUAUGAUCCAGACUACCGGCUCUAUGUGAUUUACUUCCUUCCUUCAGUUCAGCUCCUGGACAGGAAGUUAGUUACCCAAAAAGAAAGGGAGUCAGCACUUAAUCUCUAUAACCCCAAAAAGGCUUGGAUGGUGCAGUCAGUGGCUUUUGAGAAGAGAGCAGACACAUCCCUGGGGACAACACUGGGAUCUGGCAGAUGCACUCAACCAGCCAGAAGACCAAUAAUGCCCUCAGGUCAUGAAUUUGGAAAUAACACUAAUAGAGUACCAUUUGAGGAUCCUGAAGAUGCAGUUUUAGUGCGGGCAAUGACAAGAUCUCUAAUGGAAUUUUCCUCUGUGGACUGGAACAAAGUAACCACCUGUCCAGAAAGGCGGCUUGAAAACAAAGCAGAAGAGCCCCCUGAGAAGCUGACAGUCCAGUUUAGAUGAAAAAAACCCUACUUUUUUCUCUAAUGUUAACCCCAUAAGUAGGUUAACAUAAAACAAGUACACAAAGUACACAUCGAAUUGAGUGAAAUUCCAGAAAAAAAAUGUUAGUGUAACAUUUCUUUUAUCAUAUGUUGUAUAGAGAGUGAAGAAAUUAAGAUAUGAUAAACAGUGGCAAUAUUAUAAUAAAAGUUGCUUGAAAUGGAA
Melospiza georgiana is the source of this 1028-nucleotide messenger RNA. RefSeq names its product leucine rich repeat containing 72 (gene LRRC72). The record is from RefSeq and is a predicted model, not a curated record. Gene Ontology annotation, molecular function: protein binding. NCBI's taxonomy places the organism in Eukaryota, Metazoa, Chordata, Aves, Passeriformes, Passerellidae. Bases 6 to 824 code for a protein of 272 amino acids. The transcript has 9 exons.